Messenger RNA from Bubalus bubalis (water buffalo), 1978 nucleotides. RefSeq names its product transmembrane protein 238 (gene TMEM238). The record is from RefSeq and is a predicted model, not a curated record. The transcript is spliced from 3 exons. NCBI's taxonomy places the organism in Eukaryota, Metazoa, Chordata, Mammalia, Artiodactyla, Bovidae. Bases 1304 to 1843 code for a protein of 179 amino acids.
CCCUUCGGAAGCCUUCCGCUAGGGAGGGCCCUUUAUGUGUCCUAGGAACUCCACGGCCGGAUUUCCGAACGGGUAUCACUCCAGAGGCCCCCAAGUCCCCUUCCUCAGAGGCUUCUUUCCAACAUGGCCACCCAAUGCUUGGCACAGUAUGGGUGCUCACUACACAUCUGUCUGAUAAAUGAACCUGUGAGUGCGUGAACUAUUUAACCCCAGUUCCAGGGACUUCAAGGGCCUCCAGCUUCUUCGUAGACCGUCGGCUAUUCCCGACGAAGGCAGCAGGCCUCUCGAACAUCUUCGGAACUCUCCGGAAACGCCCUUCGGAAGGAGGGCCGCCUUCCGUCCUCUUGCCACAUGCCCACUUCGGAUCGCUUCGGAAACACUCGGUCUCCAUUCGGCCACCUUCGGAAAGCUUCGGCUAUCCCCGGGAGCCCCUUCUCUCAAUUCGCCCUCCCCCGGCCCCUCUUCAACGCCUGAACCCUGGUCCUCCUUAAGGGGAAAGAACCUCGCCUGAUACAUCUCUGUCACAGCCUGGCGAGACUCCCAAGUGAACAGAAGGAACGGCAGGGCCUUAUGUCACCUCCAUCAGGACAACUCGUGAUUAUGUCCAGGAACUCCUCGAGGGCAGAGGCUUUGUCCAUCUCCUUGCCCUUGGAUUUCGCCCCUAAUGAGUCCCGACAGUCCCGAGGCCCCAGGAGAAAUCUGAGCAAACAGGGACGUUGGGGUUUGCCUUGCUCCUUCCAGUGGCGUGCUCUAAAUCUGAUGGUGGCGACAGAGUUCCUGUGAGUACGAUCCACAGUUCUGUCUUUGGGCUCAUUCUCUCUGGACCACACAGGCGACCUCGGCAGGCAGGCAAUAAGUGCCCACUUCCAUCCCUUAAGGCGCCCUGACUUGCUGAUCCUCUGCUUCCUCCUGGGGGCCCAGGGCUUUGUCUGAUACUUGUUUUUUGACCCCACGUGUCUCCACCGCGGGGCCCGCUGCCCAGGAGGCGCGGGAGGCAGGCAGAGAAACAACGCCACGGCUCCCCCCGCGCCUUACGGUGCCGCCAUCAGAAAGUCCUGAAUUUGGACCACGUGCGGCUUCAGACUCCUUGGGGGCACAGGGGGCCCGGGCCACACUAACCUGUGCGCCCAGCCGGCCCCAGCAUCGGCUCCUGAGGGCCAGGGCGCCCCCAGGCCGGGCCCUUCCACACCCGGCCCGGCCCAGGUGACCAGGAGAGCGCCGGGCAUACCUGGCGCAGAAUCCUGACCCCGCCCCGGGCCGCACCCGGAACGCGGAACGCGCUCUCCGCGGGUCAGAGCCAGCCAUGGCGGCGGCGCCGGCCGUGUGCACCUCGCCCGGGACCCCGCCGAGCGGUGCACCGUCCCCGGCGGCGGGCGCGCCGGGGCUGGCGUCCGGCCUGGGCCGCUGUCGGAUGGCGCUGCUGCUGGCCGUGGCGCUGGACGUGGCGGGCAUGGCGGCGUUGCUGACCGGCGUGUUCGCGCAGCUGCAGGUGCGCGGCCGCGACUUUGGCGACCUGCUUAUCUACACGGGCGCGCUGCUCGUCUUCCUGAGCCUGCUCGGCUGGAUCCUCUGGUACACCGGCAACAUCGAGAUCUCGCGCCAGGAGCUCGAGCGCGACUACGGCCUGAGGCCCUCGGCGCUCGCCCGCCUCGCGCGGAAGCUCUCCCGCCGCUGGUCGGCGCCGGCUUCCUCCGCCGCCGGCCGGCGCGCCGCGCCCGGCUCCCGGGGAGCGCGCCGCGCCGCCCGCACGCCCCCGCCGCCCGCCGCCGGUUCCCGCCGCGUGCGCCUGCAGCUCGCCUCGCUGGAGGCCGGGCCCGGGGCGGCGGGAGCGGGCACCGAGUGAGCCCGAGAUGAACGCGUGGCCCCAGCUGUGAGCACCCGAUGGAGACGUGCUGCCACGCCCAGGAGCCCCUGGCCACCAGGAUACGCCUGCCUGUCUCCCAUCUCUCCUGCCCCAGAUAAACGGCUCUGCCUCCCA